This is a messenger RNA of Capra hircus (goat), 1658 nucleotides long. It is a transcript of the gene SNCG, whose product is annotated as synuclein gamma. The transcript has 5 exons. The record is from RefSeq and is a predicted model, not a curated record. Gene Ontology annotation, molecular function: cuprous ion binding. Gene Ontology annotation, biological process: synapse organization; chemical synaptic transmission; synaptic vesicle endocytosis. NCBI's taxonomy places the organism in Eukaryota, Metazoa, Chordata, Mammalia, Artiodactyla, Bovidae. Gene Ontology annotation, cellular component: neuronal cell body; cytoplasm; axon terminus. The coding region runs from base 706 to 1377 and encodes 223 amino acids.
GUCCGCCCCGCGCGCCCGCGGCCUGGCCCCACGGGGGCAGCCAGCGCCGCAGGCCAGUUCCUGUGGCCGAGGAGGACUCAGCCAGGGACCCUGGGUGUGGGAGACGCAGGGGGCGGUGGUCCCACCGAGCAUGUCCCCGUGGGAGUCAGAAGAGGGGUGCCAGCACUGAGGUGGAAGGAAGCGCGUCAGGAGGACGCGGUCAGAUGAGCCUCAGCGAACCUGCUGCCCAUCCAUGUGGGCGGCCAGGACGUGGGGGCACUCGUGCCUACUCAGCAUCUCUCACCGCUGGGCUGUGGGAGCCAGCAGGUGGGCGGAGGCCCGGAUGGAGAAGGAGCUGUCCUAGGAUCGCACAGUCUGUGCUGGGCCCGGGCCACGGGUUAGCCUUUUGUGGCCCAGUUCUUCCACCUGGCCUUGCCCGAGCCCCAGGAUUGGGGCAUUCACGGUGCUGGGCAGAAGUUGGGCAGGCCAGGCUAGUCCGGGAGGUCGGCCACUCUUGCCUGACAGGCCAGCUUGAUCUGACCCCUGCCCUACCCCGGACACUGGUUGCAGAGGCGCCUUUCUUUUCCAUGUUGAUCCCCGCCCCCGCAACACCUCUCUGCCCAGAGGCACACAGACACAACAGCCCCAGGCCUGGGAGCACGUAGUCAGGGUGGCCCCUGUAGGUGCCCAGGGCGGCAAAUGAGUGAGGAGCAGUGAUGGAUAAGGAUGUGUCCAACCUGCUACAGCCUGUUGGGGGCACAGGGGACAGGGGGAGGGUCAAGCCAGCAGAGGCCCAGGGGACCCUGGGGGAAGGUGGGGGCAGCCUGCUCCCUCCCUGCCUCCUUCCCCGCCCCCACCCCGGGCUGGCCGGGCUCCCAUCAGCCGCUGCUGCACCAUCAAUAUUUCAUCGGCGUCAAUAAGAGGCAGCCGCAGGGACAGCGGCUGCAGCUGCGCUCGAGCCAGCUCCGGUCACAGCUCAUCUGGGGAGGCAGACUUCCACCCCUGCCCACCGCCAUGGAUGUCUUCAAGAAGGGCUUCUCUAUUGCCAAGGAGGGUGUGGUGGGUGCUGUGGAAAAGACCAAGCAGGGAGUGACGGAGGCGGCGGAGAAGACCAAGGAGGGCGUCCUGUAUGUGGGAGUCAAGACUAAAGAGGGUGUUGUGCAGAGUGUGACUUCAGUGGCUGAGAAGACCAAGGAGCAAGCCAACGCCGUGAGUGAGGCCGUGGUCUCCAGUGUCAACACCGUGGCCACCAAGACUGUGGAGGAAGUGGAGAACAUCGCAGUCACCUCUGGAGCGGUGCGCAAGGAGGCCCUGAAGCAACCUGUCCCCUCACAGGAGGACGAGGCAGCCAAAGCGGAAGAGCAAGUGGCUGAGGAGACCAAGAGUGGGGGAGAUUAGAAGGCUGCCAGUGAUCUGAAGAGGCCCUGAGGAGCAUGCCAUCCCCUCUUGGCACAGGGGUGUCUGGUCCUGGAGUAUGACCCACAGAGCUGCGCAGCUCCCCACACCCUCAUCCAGCGCCCCACAGGCCAUCCUCCCGUGCUAUCACCGCGACUGCCUUCACCUCCCUAGCCUUGUCCCUGCCCACCACCCUCUGAUCUUUCUGACCCCCACAGAUGCUACUGUGAAUUUUUUUUUUUAUGAUUUUAAUGAUUCCAAAUAAAACUCAAAUCCCCACUGCA